Pistacia vera is the source of this 1667-nucleotide messenger RNA. RefSeq names its product double-stranded RNA-binding protein 1-like. Lineage: Eukaryota; Viridiplantae; Streptophyta; Magnoliopsida; Sapindales; Anacardiaceae. Gene Ontology annotation, molecular function: ribonuclease III activity; double-stranded RNA binding. The transcript is spliced from 3 exons. Bases 178 to 1311 code for a protein of 377 amino acids. The record is from RefSeq and is a predicted model, not a curated record. Gene Ontology annotation, cellular component: nucleus. Gene Ontology annotation, biological process: regulation of gene expression; rRNA processing.
AUAAAAAUUAGCGAGUUUUUGUGGAUAACUUUUAUCUAAACUGCCAGAACUUAACCUAAACGACGCCGCUCCGUCUCGCUUUUCUCUAGCUAGCGGUUUCAUCAGAUACCAAACAGUUUCUACCUUCCUUGAUCAAUCAAUCCACCAUUACAAGAAGCAGGGAGCAACUUUCGAACCAUGCCCACGAACGACGGUUUCUCAGGUGUUUCGAAUUGUUAUGUAUUCAAGAGCCGAUUACAGGAAUAUGCUCAAAAAUUGGGACUUCCUACGCCUGUUUAUGAGACUACCAAGGAAGGCCCAUCUCAUGAGCCUUCAUUCAGAUCUUCCGUUGUUGUGGACGAUGUCAGAUACGAUUCUUUGCCAGGUUUUUAUAAUCGUAAGGCAGCGGAGCAAUCAGCUGCUGAAGUUGCACUUAUGGAAUUAGCAAAACUUGGUCAAGUGAAUCAUUCCAUCUCUCAGCCUGUUCAUGAAACAGGUUUUUGCAAAAAUCUACUUCAGGAAUAUGCACAAAAGAUGAAUUAUGCUAUUCCAAUGUAUCAGUGCCGAAAGGAUGAUGCACCAGGACGAGUGCCUCAUUUUUCAUGUACCGUUGAAAUUGGAGGCAUUCAGUAUAUUGGUGCUGCAGCAAGAACAAAGAAAGAAGCGGAGAUCAAAGCUGCCAGAACUGCACUAUUAGCCAUCCAAUCAAGUGCAUCUGAGUUAUGUGGCAAUCCAGUUGGCAACUCUCAGUUAACUGUAAUUCCCUGCAGGAAGAGGGGAACAGAGUCAGUUGAUAAACCUGAGGUGGACGAGAAUGUAAAUGUUCCAAAGCCAAAGAAAGCUCGAUUCAAAAAGAAAACGUUGAAUAAGUUUUCUGGAGACAAAACAGGUCGUAUCCAAGUUCAAGGUACCAGCAACAUGGUUCUUAAUGUGGCUGCUAAUUUGGAUGGAUCACAAAUGGGUCAAACUAAUGCAUCUGGGAUUCAAGUUGUUGGUUCUUGGGCUAUGUCUACAGAAGCAGCUAGGAAUUUCCAAGGAGGGAGAUUGGACAUUGAACCAACUAAGGGGGAAACAUUUGCUGGGAAAGAUCCUUCCACUCAAAAUGGGCAUUCAACAGCCACAAGAUGUAACCAGAGUGUUCAUGAGGCAACUGGAUAUUCAUCAGUUGUAAACUCUAACCAAAGUGGUUCUGAGGGUCUGAGUGGGGCAAUGUCUUAUGGAGAUGCACCUGCUUUGGCGAAGGAGGAGAAAGAGCCUGGUGUGCAAUCAACAUUUGCAAAUUCUAACGAAAACAGCGGUGAAGCUAUAACCUUGGUAACAUCUUUUUCUUAGGGUGAUACAACUGUUUUGGCUAAGGAGGUAAAUGAGACAACUAGAGUCGAGCAGGUGUCUCCACCAGUAAUAACAAUCCCAUUCUGAGCCAGAUGUAGUCUUCAUGUUUCAUUCCUGGGAUAAAAUAACAGGAUGAAAUAAAUCAAGCAGAUUUAGCUGGAGCAAUAGUAUCUCAAUGAAAUAGCUUUCCUCUUAAUGCUUGAAUUUUGUUUUGCAGUUAGGAAAGGUGAUGGAUGAGGGUGUAUCCAGAUAUUGAAAUGUAAUAGGUUUUACGGGAGUUGAUUGGCAUCAUGGACCAUAUAUCUGAAUAUUAGACGUCAUUUACUUGUUAUCUUUUGUACGCUAUAUUGGCUUCA